AUGGACUCGAGGAAGAUAAUAGAGAUACUGAGGGGCACUAUAGACCCGAAUUUACGCCAGCAGGCCGAGGAUGAGCUGACGCAGAUGAAAAAAAUAAUUGGGUUUACCCCAGCACUCCUUCAAGUUGUCAUGAUGGGGGAACUUGACAUGCCAGUAAGACAGGCAGGCGUUAUAUACCUAAAGAACAUGGUAGCACAGUACUGGAAAGAUGCAGAGUAUGAGGCUGGUGAGCCUAUUCCAUUCCACAUUCACGAGCAGGAUCGGGCCAUGAUCCGCGAUGCCAUUGUCGAUGCAGUUGUUCAUGCACCAGAUCUUGUAAGAGUACAGCUUGCUGUCUGCACAUAUCAGAUGGUCAAACAUGACUUCCCAGGUCGCUGGACGACCAUUGUCGACAAGAUUAGUAUUUAUCUUCAAAAUCCCGACACAAAUCUCUGGAAUGGCAGUCUCCUCUGCUUAUAUCAGCUCGUCAAGAAUUUUGAAUAUAAAAAGAAGGAAGAACGGGGUCCACUUCAUGAGGCAAUGAGAAUGCUGUUGCCAAUGUGUUAUGAGCGUAUAGUUCACCUUCUGCCAGAUCCCUCUGAACAUUCAACGUUACUACAAAAACUGAUUCUUAAGAUCUUCUAUGCUCUUACACAGUACCACUUACCUUUAGAGCUGUUGAGUCGAGACACCUUUACACAGUGGAUGGAGGUCACACGACAGGUAGCCGACAGACCUGUGCCAGACCAGACGUUACAGGUGGAUGAGGAAGAGAGACCAGACUUGCCAUGGUGGAAGAUCAAGAAAUGGGCAUUACACAUCUUGGCCAGAAUAUUUGAAAGAUAUGGUUGUCCUAGCACAGUUGGAAAGGAAUACAAGCAGUUUGCUGAAUGGUUCAUCAAGACCUUCUCUCAGGGUAUCCUUCAGGUACUGCUCAAGAUCCUAGAUCAGUACCGCAACAAAGUCUACAUCUCGCCACGUGUCCUACAGCAGACUCUAAAUUAUUUGGAGCAGGGAGUGGGCCAGUCAGUCGCUUGGAAGCUCCUGAAGCCCCACAUGCUCUCGGUGAUUCAGCAUGUUCUCUUCCCUCUUAUGUGUUACUCAGACUCUGACCAGGAAUUAUGGAAUUCCGACCCCUAUGAAUAUGUUCGCGUUAAAUUUGAUAUCUAUGAGGAUCUGGUAUCUCCCGUGACUGCUGCUCAGGCACUGCUCCUGUCGACCAUCCGCAAGAGGAAGGAAAUGUUGGAAAAGACCAUGGUGUUCCUCAUGCAGGUGCUCACCACACCCAAUGUUGACCCAAGGCACAAGGAUGGUGUCAUGCAUAUGAUUGGUACUAUGGGUGGUGUAUUGCUAAAGAAGAGAGUAUACAAAGACCAAAUGGAAACCAUGAUUGCGCAGUAUGUCUUCCCAGAGUUCCAGAGUCCAUUUGGCUUCAUGAGAGCACGAGCAUGCUGGAUCCUUCAGAACUUUGAUGAAAUUAGGUUCAAGUCGGAACAGAAUAUUGUAGCAGCCAUGAACUGCAUCCAGAAUGCUCUCUUGAAUGAUCAUGAUCUGCCUGUCAAGGUGGAGGCUGCCAUGGCACUGUCUGCCUUCCUGGCAUCACAGAACAAGGCAGAGAAGAUUGUAGAGCCCAAUAUCCGACCCAUUGUACAGGAAUUACUCAAGGUCAUAAAGGAGACAGAAAACGAUGAUCUCACAAAUGUUAUGUGCAAGAUUGUGACCACUUACACAGAACAGUUGACUCCCAUUGCUGUAGAGAUGUGCACACAGCUGGCUGCUACCUUCCAACAGGUGGUGGACUCGGAGGACGGAGCAGAUGAAAAGGCCAUAACAGCCAUGGGAUUGCUCAGCACGAUAGAGACGCUCAUCAACUGCAUGGAGGAGAACCCAGAGAUCAUGGCACAGAUUGAGCCUAUCACCCUCCAGGUGGUUGGCCUCAUCCUCAGCAAAAGUGUUAUGGAGUUUUACGAGGAGGCCCUUGCGUUAAUCUACAGUCUCACCAGCACGAGGAUAUCCCCAGACCUCUGGAAAUGCUUUGAAAUGAUGUAUCAGAUGUUCAAGGUAGAUGGCUUUGACUACUUCACGGAAAUGAUGCCAGCACUCCACAACUACAUCACUGUUGACACAGAAGGCUUCCUAAGCAGUGAGGCUCGAGUUGCUGCAGUGUUUGAAAUGUGCAAGAGUAUUUUGACACAGGAUUGUGCAGAAGAUGAGGAGUGUCAUGCAGCCAAACUACUGGAGGUGGUUGUGCUGCAGUGCCAGGGCCACAUUAACCAGUGCCUCCCAUCCAUUAUCCAGCUCGUGGUAGAGAGACUACUUAGGGAGGUCAAGACAACUGAGUUACGAACGAUGCUGUUACAGGUUGUGAUAGCUACACUUUACACGGCGCCGGAUCCCCUACUACAGGUGCUCGAGUCUACCACUUUGCCCAACACAACCACCACGCUCACAUCUCACUUCAUAAAGCAGUGGAUUCAUGACACUGACUGCUUCCUUGGCCUUCACGAUCGGAAGGUGUGCGUGCUGGGCAUGUGCACGCUCCUCCAGUUGGGGCCUGAACGCUUAGGAGUCCUCCAGGAAUGCCACAAAGAGAUUCUACCAGCCAUGAUUCUCUUAUUCCAAGGCUUGAAGAGAGCAUAUGCAGCAAAAGCUGCUGAGGAGGACGAUGAUGAUGAUGACGAUGACGAUGAUGACGACGACAUCGAGCAUGAGGUGCUGGAGAGUGAUGAAGACGAACUUGAUGAUGCUGGCGAAGAUUACUUAGAAAAGCUUGAGGAGAAGGUAAACAAGGCCACAGCCAGUGCCCCGUUUGCCAUAAGUGCCUCCCUGCAGGAUGAUGACGACGACGACGACGAUGAUGGUCUAGAGGAAGAACGGGACGAGACUGCAUUGGAGUCUUUCACGACACCACUAGAUAAAGACGAUUGCGAAGUAGAUGAAUAUCUUGUCUUCAAGGAGGUUAUGCAUGCCCUGGAAGCUAAUGCUCCAGCCUGGUACCAAGCCCUCACUGGAGGUCUAAACUCGGAUCAGCAGAAGGCAAUGCAGGAGAUCAGCACACUGGCUGAUCAGAGGAGAGCUGCAGCCCAAAGCAAGAAGAUCCAACAGAGUGGAGGUUACAACUUCCAGCAAGUGUCAGUUCCCACCAGUUUUAAUUUUGGAGGGUCUUUUGGCUCGUAAUCCUGAAAGUAAACUUCAAGUCCUAUUCAGUUCAUAAGAAGAGGAAAAAAUUUGUCCAUAACAAGUCAGUCAGAACUGGCCAUGCUCAUAAGCUAAGAGUUGUGGAUGGCUUGGGCAUUAUUUUAUGAAUGUAUAGAGGUGAUAGUCUAAUACCUUGAGGAUGCAUCCCUCUUGUAUCAUAAACUUAUAAAUGCUGUUUCACAUGCUGGCAAUACUGUGACUUUUUGAUGAGCCAUUGGACAUCAGUAGCCUUCAUCAUAGUCUUUAUUGUCUAGACAAGAUUCUUCAUGUGUGCAUGUGCGUGUGGAGUUGCCAUGUCUGGCUGUGAAAUAGCAUUGUGUUCUCUCGGUAAUGUGUCACCCGAGAAAAAGAACCCAUCCAACUCCAGUUUAAAGGCAGUGUUGACUCCACCUUCCCUACCCCAGUGUGUAUAUAUACCUGGAAAACCUCUGUUUUAUUGAGGGAAUUAAAAUUUUGUUAUUUGAUAUUUACCUUUUUUUUUAUAGGAACCACCAAGAAAUGAUACGAGGCUGUGUUAAAAUGCCCAUUCUGUUGUUAAGUAGUUUUAAAAGUUGAAGAUAUUUGUUAAAAUGUUGAGUAAAGCAGUCAAGGAAACAAGAAAGUGUGCAUGUGUAGUGAACGCCAAGGCAUUAAAAGCCAUACGGGUGGUAGAGGGGCAUGUCAUAUAUAUAUGUGUUUAUAUAUAUAGAUAUAUAUAUACUUAUAAGAUAUAUAUAUAUACCCUAUGGACACGCGGCGUGUACUAGCCCUUGCUAUAUGUCGCACCUAUUUAUUUUUGUUGUCUUUUGUAGUAGGAAUCUUCUGUGUCAUCUCAUUUAUUCAGCUUUUUCGGUACAGUGUUUUUUUACCCUCGUUUCCAAGUUCACGGCGGGUACUGUCCUCACCUUUUUUUUGUCUGUUCUCCUUAAUUAUUAUUAUUUUUUUUGUCUCUUAAGUCUUCUCGGAUGAAUCUUGUACGUGGAGCAGUGUUCUUCCUCCAAGAAAUCAUGUUCCUUCCUCUUCAAACUUUCUCCCUUCUUGCGUGUGUGUUUCAUCAUCACCGGAACCUCAACCAUCAUAUAUUGUGUACAAUUCUUUUUGAAAAAGGGUCUUGUUGCAGACAAGUAAGAAUCAGUCAUGUUGCUUUAGUAAAAGGAAAUAUAAUU
Messenger RNA from Penaeus vannamei (Pacific white shrimp), 4322 nucleotides. RefSeq names its product importin-7 msk (gene msk). Gene Ontology annotation, cellular component: nuclear envelope; cytosol. Gene Ontology annotation, molecular function: small GTPase binding. NCBI's taxonomy places the organism in Eukaryota, Metazoa, Arthropoda, Malacostraca, Decapoda, Penaeidae. The record is from RefSeq and is a predicted model, not a curated record. Gene Ontology annotation, biological process: protein import into nucleus.